Molecule: messenger RNA, 1245 nt
Organism: Pelagomonas calceolata
Lineage: Eukaryota; Pelagophyceae; Pelagomonadales; Pelagomonadaceae
Source: the annotation of a GenBank genome assembly
CGAAGCAAGCGAUCUAGUAGUGGAGCAUCGAUAAUGGCUGCCCCUCCCGGCACUAUGAUGAUCACCGUUCCGGCAAAUAUGCCGCCCGGUGGAACGCUGCAGGUCACAGCUCCAAAUGGGCAGCCAUUGAUGGUGCAGGUCCCGCCCGGCCAUGGCCCUGGCUCGACCUUCGCGGUCCGCGUGCCCGGCCCGCCCGCGCCGCCGGCGCAACCAGUGCUUGUCCAACCCCCGCCGCAACCGACCCCGGCACAAAACUACGCAGCGCUCGCCGCGGCGAACGCGCCGCCGACGCAGACGGCGCCGCUGCCCACGCCCAAAGGUCCGUGCCUGCUCGUGGAUCACAUCGACGUCCCGGGCGACGGGUCUAGCGUGUUGAAUCCCAUGUCGCUGGGUGUGGAUAGGGGCGGCCAGGCCUUCGCGGGCUACGUCGCGGACGACCUCGACGGCGCCGGCGCAAAGCCCGCCUACGCGGCAGUUAUCUCGACGCGGGACUGGCAGAAGCACUGCCCGGCGGGACAAGACGUGCCGCAGGGCCUCGUGGUUCCCAUAUACCCAUCGGCCGUCGAUCAAAAGGGUCAGAUCGAAUGGACGGGCGCCGCCGUGGCAGAGCUCCACCUGGACAACUUGGUGACUCCCUGUUGCAAAUGCAACGAUCCUCUGUCGGCGAAGGUGACCAAGGACGGCCAGACCUACGAGAUCGUGUCCGAAAGUGGAAGAUGCAUGAGAUUGUGCGCUUGCAUCCCGUGCCAGCCGUGCGUCUCCGACUCGGACAUGACCCUUGGCGAAGGUGCGGCCCAGGUAAGGCUCAAGGGCGCGAAGACCAAGCCGUGCUGCGAUUGUAACCGCAAGGACACGACCGUCUUCCGACGUGUCGAGGGAGAGACCAAGGCGGGCAUGCACCGGGCCGUCCUCAACACGGAGGCGGCGCUGGGCUCGUGCUUGGGCUCGAAGGGCACCCGCGAGCUCGUGCGGCACAAGCGCCACUCGGGAGAGUGGUUGCGCGGGCCACUCGGUGGCUACUACUCGGAAGAAAGCAAAAACGGCACGCCGACCGGGAGCCAGGCGUACAGCAUCAGGCUCCCCGCCAAGAACGCGCUGCCACCCGAGGUGUGGUUCGCCGCGACGGUGUUCGAGGGGAUCGCGUACCCCUACCACAAGAUGCGCGUGCAAGGAGGAGAUUGUAGACCUUCAUUUGAACCGGAUUAUAGUGCCGGCGCGCCGUGCGGGAUGGAGAUGAACCGUUAG